GGUGAGUGAGAGGGGCUGCGCGCGCAUGUGAGGCAGGAGGAAGGCAGCGAGGGAGGGGCGGGCGAGCGCCGAAGGGUGCUGGUGCUUUCCUUGGGUGUUUGUUAACCGAUGUGGAGUGCUGCAGCCGCGGCCGGGGGAUCCUCGUUUGGGCGCCUCCCCUAAAGGACCCGGCGAGGAGAGAAUGGAAAUGCUUUGCUUUUAACACAGAGCAGAAGCAAAAGUGAGUGAAAGGGACUUUCAAGGAGGUGUGAAGCGACUGGCAAAAGGUUUUAAGAAAAAGGCUUUGAUGAUGUGACUGCUGGGGUCAUCAUGUCUGCUUUGUGUCCUCCUCCUUCUCCUGCUGUUGCCAAAACUGAGAUUGCGUUGAAUGGAGAAUCACCACUACUUGCUGCUACUUUUGCCUACUGGGAUAAUAUUCUUGGUCCCAGGGUCAGACACAUCUGGGCGCCAAAAACAGAACAGCAGCUUCUCAGUGAUGGAGAAAUAACAUUUCUUGCAAACCACACUCUGAAUGGUGAAAUACUGCGGAAUGCAGAGAGCGGUGCAAUUGAUGUGAAAUUUUUUGUUUUGGCCGAGAAAGGAGUCAUUAUUGUGUCCUUAAUUUUUGAUGGAAACUGGAAUGGGGACAGAAGUACCUAUGGACUUUCAAUUAUACUUCCGCAAAGUGAGCUUAGUUUCUAUCUUCCCCUGCACCGAGUGUGUGUUGACAGGUUGACACAUAUUAUCAGAAAAGGAAGGAUAUGGAUGCAUAAGGAAAGGCAGGAACACAUACAGAGGGCGAUUGUGGAGGGCACAGAGAGAAUGGAAGAUCAGGGCCAGAGCAUCAUUCCAAUGCUGACAGGCGAAGUUAUUCCUGUAAUGGAACUCCUUUCAUCUAUGAAAUCACACAGUGUUCCAGAAGAAAUAGAUAUACGUGACACAGUGCUCAGUGAUGAUGAUAUUGGCGACAGCUGUCAUGAAGGUUUUCUCCUGAAAGCCAUCAGUUCACACCUGCAAACCUGUGGUUGCUCAGUAGUUGUAGGAAGCAGUGCAGAAAAAGUUAAUAAGAUUGUGCGGACUCUGUGCCUCUUUCUUACUUCAGCAGAGCGAAAGUGUUCCAGGCUCUGCAGAAGUGAAACUUCUUUCAAGUAUGAGUCAGGACUUUUUGUGCAAGGGUUGCUCAAGGAUGUGACUGGAAGUUUUGUGCUGCCUUUCCGACAAGUGAUGUAUGCUCCAUAUCCUGCCACUCAUAUUGAUGUAGAUGUCAACACAGUGAAGCAGAUGCCCCCGUGCCAUGAACAUAUCUAUAAUCAGCGGCGAUACAUGCGAUCAGAGCUAACAGCAUUUUGGAGAGCCACUUCAGAUGAGGAGAUGGCUCAGGAUACCAUUAUCCAUACAGAUGAAAGCUUCACUCCUGAUCUGAAUGUUUUUCAAGAUGUCUUGCACCAAGAUACUCUAGUAAAAGCUUUUCUGGAUCAGGUCUUUCAUUUAAAACCCUGGUUGUCCCUGAGGAGUGUGUUCCUUGCUCAGUUCCUAUUAGUUCUUCACAGAAAAGCCUUAACGCUCAUUAAAUACAUAGAAGAUGACACGCAAAAAGGUAAAAAGCCUUUCAAGUCUCUCCGAAGCUUGAAGAUAGAUUUGGACUUGACGGCAGAGGGCGAUCUUAACAUAAUAAUGGCAUUAGCUGAGAAGAUCAAGCCUGGUUUACAUUCAUUUCUCUUUGGCCGACCUUUCUACACUAGCGUGCAGGAACGAGAUGUUCUAAUGGCAUUUUAAAGAUGCUUUGUUUCUGUUCUGUAUUGCUAAAGCUCCACAGGGCUGUUCAGACACCAUAGAGACAGAUAUGCAGUGUUGCUGUUUGAAGCAUAUCCUGCUGUUCCCUGCCAUUUAAUGUGUCAUACACUACAGCCCACAGGAGAAAGGGGAACUCGUACUCUAAGAAGUCGAGUCACUUCUAUUUAGGUACAUAUCAAAUGCUCCUUUUUGUUUAUAGUGAGAGUAGAAUGUUAUGGUUGCGGUAUUUUUUUAAUACAAUCAACCUGUAUAGUUUCUAAGCCACCAAGAUAGGUUGUGGUUUAUAUUUAAACAAGAUAAUUUUUUUUUAAAUUGCUCUUAAGAAAUUGCACUGGAUUUAAUACUUUUUCUUUAGUUUGUGUGGAUAGUUAGGCACAUUUGUCCGUUCCCCGAUUGUGGAUUUAAAAAAAAAAAAUUCAGAUGUGGUUUUAAAGAUGUUAAGUUACAGUGUGCUUGACAGCAUGAACUGUAGUGUCUUCAUGGCCUGCACACAUACUCUGAAAGUCACCAGAAACCUGUGAUAACAUCUAAGCAUAUAAACCGACAUGAAAAAUGCAGGUGUGUUCUUACAAUAGGGAAAACUGGACCAGAUCCUGCAGAAUGCUAUUUUUAGGCUGGGUCACAAAUUACACUAUGUCCAAGUGCCAAGUAAGGCUAUUCAGUUGCUGAUUUAUGCUGAUUAUGUCGGAUCAUCAGGCAUGCUGCAGGAUUUAAUGACUAGCAUAACUUCCAGGCACAAAACAGAAACAUGAGGUUUUGUGUUGGAGAGAGCAGUUGCCAAGGCUUUGUCCAAUAAACUGUUGAGUAAAAUCCAGCUAAAUCCUACAGUCAUGUGCUCAUAUUCUUUUUGGAAAAGUUUUAAACAGCCGAACUUGGUGGAUUUGAGAUCAGUGGGAAGGGCAGUAGUGAUACAGUUCUGGUUUGAUAAGAUGUCUUUCUUCAUCUCCAGCAUAUUUACAUCUCUUCUGUUGCUUUUUUCCCAUAAGGAGGAUGUUGAUAUUUAUUUGCCUAUAUUUGUAUCACUGUUUAUAUGUUUGUGGUGCAGUGAGCUGGUUUGACAAAACACAGGUUUGCCAUCUUACUGAAUAUCACGCUGCACUUGAUGCGAUGUUAUAGUGCAUGCUGCUGUUUUCAUCCCCACCCCCCUGGCCAAAUACAAAUGUCUGCUUCUCUAAGUGCAAUACGUUUUGUAUUCUUCUGUGGCUUGGAAAUUCAUUGUGUCAAAAAUCUCUGUGCACAUUUAGCCAAGGGUUUUUUUGUUAUAGCUAUGGGGGGGGGGGGUCGCAUUUCUAUAACUGGAGUUUUUUAAGUUCUGGAAACUCUAUUCUGAUUCAGUGACUACACUCCAUUCAUGAGACCGGGUGGGGGAAAUUCUAUCCUAUAUCUAGGGAAACUAUGUGUUCAUAUGCCAAACAUUCCCAUUUUAGUAAGGCAGUUUCUGUUUGGAUGAUGCUUGGUUUGUAUAUCAAAGCCCCAAAGAUCUCUGGAUCUGUCUCAAGAAGCAAAAUUACAAUGCCAAAAUAUUGUUCUGUGGGAAGACUGGUGAAGAGAGGGAGUUGCCAAAGCAUAUAACCUUGUGGGCUUCCUUCCUACCAGCUCAAUUUAACUUGGAAUUAAAAAUGCAUCCCAAUGUGAGUGACUUAACAUUGUUCUGGUGCCCCAAUACACCCGCCUCUUGCAUAAUAAGGCUUAAGCCACACGUAGCUCUAGUGCCAAAGCCAGGAGCCCCAGACAGCUUUUUGCAGUUUUGUGCAACAACUUUAAUGCAAGGAAUUGAUGUAUUUUUCUGUUUAUCUCAUUGAUAUGCUUGGGAGGAAAGCUGCCAGAUACCUGAAAUGAUUACUUUCUUCUGAAUUCUGUUAUGAUGGUAUUGUUUAUCUGACACGUUAAUGUAAGAAAGCCUAUACAACUGUGGAAAGACAGCACAUGUAAAUUAGCUAAUUUUAUUGCAAAUCAUUGUGUACUUAGAUUGUUUACACUUGUAAUUGUACACUAAGGUUGCACUAGUGUUUGGUAUGUGUUUUGGGAAUGGCUGGGUGGUGGUUUAAAACAAAUGUGGUAUCUACUUAUCUGUGUAUCCAGGGUCUCUGUAUAUUUUUCAUACUUCUAGAAUUCUGUAUAAGAAGAUAACUGAAAAAUCAGUGUGCAUUAUUGCUGACAUAAUAUAAUGAUAAGAUACAAACUCUAUAUGUUUUAUUUUAAAAGUUGCACAAUGUGGUAUUAAGGGUUGCUAAUUAUUUUAUUGUUACCUGUUAAAGUGGUUUACAUGAGUUUAGAGUUCUCUUGAAGAAGUGCUAGAGAAGUUCAUAUGCAGACUGCAUUACAGAAGCAUGUGUUUAAUAAUUUUAGCUUUCCUUGUGGAAAAUAUGUCAUUGGCAUUACUAAAAGAAGAAAGAGCUGUUGCCUGAAACACAUCAUAAAGUCCAGUUUUUACUUUGCAACAUCUAAAUACCAUAAACAUACUCCAAAUUUUGAUGCACUUCUUUUCUGCUUGUGCAAUAAAUAAACAUUAACAUUUCUUUA
Messenger RNA from Heteronotia binoei (common prickly gecko), 4296 nucleotides. RefSeq names its product C9orf72-SMCR8 complex subunit (gene C9orf72). Bases 310 to 1755 code for a protein of 481 amino acids. Gene Ontology annotation, molecular function: guanyl-nucleotide exchange factor activity. The transcript is spliced from 12 exons. NCBI's taxonomy places the organism in Eukaryota, Metazoa, Chordata, Lepidosauria, Squamata, Gekkonidae. Gene Ontology annotation, cellular component: endosome; autophagosome. Gene Ontology annotation, biological process: endocytosis; autophagy. The record is from RefSeq and is a predicted model, not a curated record.